UUCAGUCUGAUAGGUAGCGACCAAAAAUAUCUACGUGUCGUGCAGUUUUUUGGUACUAUUGACCCAAAAUUAACAGUUUUCUUUUUAUUUGUGAAUAAACAGUACUUAACCUGAUAUUAUCAUGGCAAGUAGUGAUCAUUCAGCAGAUCUCCAGGCAGAAAUGAAAACCCCACCAGCAUCUUCAUCAUGUGCUACUGUAAGUCCACAACUAGAAACAGUAGUUACUCAAAGUGGGAACAUCCAAGAACUCUGCAAACUCACAAAAGACUUAGCAUUGCAGCAAUCAACCGUUAAACCGAUCCAGGAGCAAAAUGUACCUGAUACUUCUUCCAAACCAUUGUUUACAAACGCAAGGCAAAAUAACAAUGAAGUGCUGAAAAUGUUAAGUCAAGUUGCUGAUAAGGUAACUGAAAACACUACGCCAAAAACUACGAAGAAAAAGAAUGCAAAGAAAAAGAAAGAAAGGCUGAAAAAGCUGCAAAUUGCACAACAAAAUGUUACACCACAGCAAUCGCAGACGGCACCACCAAGUAAUGCUUCGGUUCAAGAAUUGUUUACUAGACAGAUAGCUCCUAUGUAUCAAGCGAGCCCAUCACACUACCUGGAGAAUUUAAGUUAUCAUCCUCACUUUCAGUACAUGUAUCAACAACAACCUCAUAAUGCGGCAAGUGUUCCUAGCUCACCUCUGGCUCAGCUACCUAUCUUCAAUGCUCAUCACCCUGACAUGAGACAGGUAGACCCCAAUACUCCAAGAUAUUUGCAAAAUGUCAUGCAACACCCUUUGCUCAAUAAAUCAUACUCGCUUGACAGUUACCAACAACAUCAACAGCAGCAGCUGCAAAGGCAAAGCGUGGGAAAUAUUACUCCCAACUCGAGUUCCAGACACACACCAAAGUCAGACAACAAACACAGGAGGAGAACAAAAAGCAAAGAGAACAACCAGAAUAGUGAUAAAAGGUUUGGACUUUACAUGACUCUUAGUGACGUGGAAAUGGGCCUAAAGAGCAAACAAUUAAUUGAAGGAGUUGUGAGGAUCAAUCCUAAACAGUUUACACAUGCUUAUGUAUCAAGUAAGGAUAGAGAUGAGCAAGACAUUCUUAUAGAGGGGAUUAAAGAUAGAAACAGAGCUUUGGAAGGUGACAUUGUGGUUGUAGAAAUUAUCACAGACAGCAGUAGUGAUGAGGCUGAUAUAGAAAACAAAAAAAAUGAUGCUGUUGAUGAAAUGAAUGAAUCUGGAGAUCUACUCUUAGAUGAUGUCAGCAAAAAUGCUGACAAAGAUGGUAAUGAUACUCAGACAAGUUUUGAGGAUGUAAAUGAAGAUGAUGAGGAUGCCAAAAAUAAUACUGAUUUGACUCCAAAACUAGACAAAAAACAGAAGAGAGGAAGAGUAGUGUAUUUAAAAGAAAAAGUGCACAACCGCACAUGUAUUGGAGUAUUGAAACUUAUGCCAGAUAAGAAUAGACAAAAGGCCUUAUUCGUGCCUCGCGAUCACAGGAUCCCACGCCUCAAUAUUCCCUUUACAAGUUGGCCCGAUAAUUUUUAUAAAGAGGCUAAAAGCUUUGAAAAUACUUUGUUCUUAGCCAAGAUAAUGGACUGGUUUGAUUCAAGAUUUGCUAAUGGGAAAAUUAUAAAAAAUAUUGGCCAGUCUGGGGACAUGGUUACAGAAACCACAGCUAUUUUGGCACAAAAUGACUUGGAUGUAACUCCAUUUGGGCAGAAAUAUAGCCACUUGUACCCGAGACUUGAUUAUGUUAUACCAGAAGAUGAAAUAAAGUUGAGAGAGGACUGCAGAAAACUCUGCAUUUUCAGCAUAGAUCCAUCAAAUUGCCGUGAUAUUGAUGAUGCUGUGUCUUGUAGAAAACUUGACAAUGGGAAUUAUGAGAUUGGUGUACACAUAUCAGAUGUGUCCCAUUUUUUGACCGAAGGCACAGAGCUGGAUGAGAAAGUAGCAGAAAAAGCCACAACCAUUUAUUUAGUAGAAAAAGCUUACCACAUGCUACCAGAUGAGCUGUGUAUGCUUUGCUCCCUGUUUCCAGGGGUCGACAAGUUAGCGUUUUCCGUCUUUUGGGAAAUAACUGACAAUGCUGAAGUUCUUAGUCAUAGAUUUGCUAAAACUGUGAUUCAUUCCUGUAGUCAAUUGGCCUAUGAACAUGCUCAAGCUAUACUUGAAGGAAAUGAGGAUGAAUCUGAUUUUCCAGAGAUAUACAACGGCUUCCAAUAUAAAGAUGUUAGAGAUACAAUUAAAAUAUUAGGCAAAAUUGGUGCCAAAUUUAGGCGGGGCCGUUUCGAAAAUGGUGCUCUACGUAUUGAUCAACCAAAGGUUGCUUUUCAUUUACACCCAUUUAAUGGGCUGCCAAAAUCAUUUUGGAUUUAUGAAUCUAAAGAGAGUCAUCAGCUUAUUGAAGAGUUCAUGUUACUAGCUAACAUGACUGUUGCUGAGAGAAUAUACAAGGAUCAUCCGAGGCUAGCAUUUUUAAGGUGUCAUCCUCCCCCAAGUGGAUACAUGAUGAAACAGUUAGCUAAAGCAUUGAAGCCAAUGGGAAUUGAUUUGGAAAUUGAUUCAGCAGGGAGUCUGCAGCGCUCUAUAUUGCCAUAUGUAGGUGCAGAGAAUGAAGAUAGAGGCAGAGCUAUGGUGCUGAGCAUGCUUUGUGCCAAGCCUAUGGCGAGAGCAAAGUACUUUUGCGCUGAUGGGGUUGAUGAUGAUGAUUUUCACCAUUACGCUCUGAAUGUACCUCUCUAUACACAUUUUACUAGCCCUAUUCGGCGAUAUGCAGACAUCAUGGUGCACAGACUACUAACAGCCAGUCUCAAAAACAGUGGAUCUCCAGAAUGGGAAGUAGAUAAAGUCCGUAUGAUAGCAGCGCAGUGCAACAAACAGAAAUACAAUGCCAAGAAGGCCGGCGAGAUGUCCACUGAGUUGUACACGCUCAAGUACAUUGAGAUGCACUCACCGAUGGUGACAGAAGGGGUUGUGGUGGAGGUUCGGGAGAAAUACAUAGAUGUCAUCAUCGUCGCUAUGGGGCUUAACAGGAGGGUUUACUUCAAUCCUGACUUCCCAGGCGAUUUCAAGUGCGUGAAAAACGACGCCGGCGCCAAACUAUCUCGAAUGGAAGUCCUAUGGCACAACGGUAAGGACGCGCCGCCAGACGCUCCUCACAUCAAACAAGUCAUAGAAGUUUUCUCCAUCGUCAAGAUUGAAAUGCACAAAGGCAACGAAAUGGUCAAAGUUGAAACGAGGCUUGUGAAACCGGAAGUUAGCGUGGAAAAUUGAUUUUCUAAAUCCCCAAGCAAAGCUGCCUGGGCUAUAACCGCGAAAAUCGAGGUUCGCAUAUUGCGGGGAUUUUUCUCUGUCACUCUAAUUACGCCUUCAUUGGAGUAAAAGAGAAAGAUCCCCGCAAUUUACGAAUUUCGGUUGUCGCGGUUUCCGCUCUGGUUGCGCGACUUCAUUUUCUGCCUCUUUCGCACAGUUAAAGGUGUGUAUUGCGCGCGACUUGAAAAGUGUUAUGUGACAGACAGACCCAGUUUUACAUUUUGAAUGACAUCCAAAAAUUCAUUAAAUAAUUUUAUCUGACAUGUGAAGUACAACUUAUUAUAGGUAUGUGAUCUUAUCUGUUGUAAACUAGUAACAUUUUAAUCCAAAACCUUCUUAGUUUAAAUUGUUGUUUAAAUUGACUCUGAUGUGCAAACAUCAGUAUUGACUGUUUUAGAAUAGUAUAAUUAGGUUGGACCUUUUUAUUUUCUCUUAAGAGAGAAUGAAAUUGCAUUGUGAUCUAGAUGCACAGGUAACUAAAAAUGUGGUAUUCCACCUGUCCAAUUUAUUUUUCCAAUAUGUCUUGCGUCUCAUAUUUUGCUUAGUGAGAGAGUGUGACGCACAGAUAUUAUUGGACCCAUAUAUUGGACAUGGAAUACCACCCUAAGCUAAGAUUUCAACUAUUUUGUAACAUUUAUUGUAUUAUUUUAUAAUUAAGGAUUUUACUGUCAUGAAAUUAGGAGUGUCUUGUAAGAUACAAUAAUUGCCAGUGUGGCAUGCCGGUAUUUAUAUUUAUUAUGAAUGAAAUUGUUUUGAUUUUUUUUAUCGGCUUGUAUUUGUUCUGUAUAUGAAUUCGUUUUAUUUUAUUUGAAUUUUUUUUUUUUAUUACGAAUGGGCUUACUCAUGGCCACAGACUAGCCGAGGCGUAGACGUGGCCUACGAUGGAGCGAGCUCGCCCAGAAGGUGCCUGUUCACUCUUGAUUUGAAGGUUGCCGGGUUAUUGGUUUAUUGAGUCGACUGCAGUGCGCGCCAUCUGCGUGUGACUAUUGGAACUAAAUACUGAAACAUGGGUUAUGUUAUGUCUUUGCAAUUAACACAUUCACUGCCCCCGACGCACAUGUGCGUCCACCGCCAUAUAAGUUUGUUCCUAGGCCACGCCCCCUGGCAGUGAAUGUUAAGUUUAGAAGCAGAAAAGCUAGUACGGAAUUAUCUUGUAGACGGAUUUGGCCGCACUGACCUUAACAAGCAAUUCUUUAUGGUGAUAUGUAAUUUAAAGUAAGGGCGCUAAGCACGAAGAAUUUCGUAUACCGACCUGCCAUUUCCUAUCUCUAUCGCACGCGCAUAAUUGUAUAGCUGUUUCGUUCGCACAGCGGUAUUGACCGGCGCACCUGGGCGGCACAGCAAUAUGAUUACGCGCGUGCAAUAGAGAUAGGAAAUGGCGGGUCAUUGUACGAAGUUUUACUUGCUGAGCGUCCUUACUUUACCAUGACCAUAUUGAAUUGAACGAGUGAAGUGUUUGCCUUGCAAAGAACGUUAUUUUUUUAUUAUUGUCAUAAAUUACCCGUCAACAUAUACAAUAGUAAAAGUUUGUGUCUAGUGAAAUAUCUCUUGUAACUUGCAGUAGUUUCUGAUUCUCUUCAAUAGGUAUUAAUUGUUUUAUUUACAAACAUCAGAACAAAAUGCUAUGAUUAAAAAUUAUGUGUUUGGGAAAAAUUUGUACCUACUUAUUAAAUUAAAAGAACUUUCGCUGCAAAAUGAAGGCACGAUCGUACAUACCCAAAGGCACAAUUUAAAUCGUAGUACUAUAAUGGUAUUUAUUUGUACAUGGUGAAACUAAUAGCAAGGAUAUGCGCGGGCUACCUGCGUCAGCAUUGUAUAAAUUAUAUAAUAACACUAUGCGUUCUGUAUGCUGGGCCCUAAAUUAAAUCAAGUACCGUCUCUAAGAACCGCUUUAGGUACUCUAGCUUUCACUGAACCACAGAAUAAAUAAUAGUACUAGGUACAGAAGACUCACUCCCUAACAAAACGCGUCUGUUACGAUCAGCACAGAUAUGGCCGCUAGGUGGCGACAGCGCCACGCGCGUCUUAUUGCAAAUUCCAAAAUUGGGGCCGAACAGAUGUAUUUUUAGCUACCUGUAGCAAAGUGACAAAAUCGCGGAGUGAGCCACGCCUGACUGAACUCCCUGUCUGAGAGCCUACCGCGAACACCGAAGCAAUUGCGGGCAUCUUUGUCUGUCACCCUAAUUACUCCUUAAUUGGAGUAAUAAAAGAUAAAUAUGCCUGAUUGCCCGCAAUUUGCGAAUUUCGGUAUUCGCGUUAGAUAAUAGCUGUUUGAGUUCCGCAUCAUGUUUUUUGAACGGUUGCAGCGCCAUCUGCGUUAAGCUUUGCGCGUUUAUCUUCGUUGCUCAAUAGUAGUUUUAUAUUUAUGUAACCUUGACUACGCAAACUGUUUGGAUAGUAUUCAAUUUUUCUAAUUGUUUAUAAUGUUUUGGUCGGUAGUCUUGCCUUUUCUUAGACAUUAACCAUCUCUGGGUUAAGUUUAAAUGCUCAAACCGUACUUUUGUAACUUCUUUCAUUAAUGAUGUAGACAAAUCAAUACAUUUUUGAGAAUUU
Molecule: messenger RNA, 5863 nt
Organism: Cydia fagiglandana
Lineage: Eukaryota; Metazoa; Arthropoda; Insecta; Lepidoptera; Tortricidae
Product: DIS3-like exonuclease 2
Exons: 3
Coding region: 122-3271 (1049 amino acids)
Biological process (GO): mRNA catabolic process; miRNA catabolic process
Cellular component (GO): P-body
Molecular function (GO): 3'-5'-RNA exonuclease activity; RNA binding
Source: RefSeq, a predicted model, not a curated record